UCUUGUUCAUGGAAUCAGUUUGCAUGUUCUGAGAAUAGAUGCAUCUCAAAACAAUGGGCUUGUGAUGGAGAGGAUGAUUGUGGAAAUGGCUUGGAUGAAAGUGAAGUUAUUUGCGACUCAGUAACAUGUGCCCCAAACAUGUUCAACUGCUUAGAUUCCUAUGCCUGUGUUCCUCAGCACUGGCUUUGUGAUGGAGAAAGAGACUGUCCCAAUGGAAGUGAUGAGCUUGCUACAGCAGGAUGCGCGCCUAAUAAUACUUGUGAUGAAAACACUUUCACAUGCCGCAAUAAAGUCUGCAUUCCAAAGCAAUUUGUAUGUGACCAUGAUGAUGAUUGCGGAGAUGGAUCAGAUGAAUCCCUGGAAUGUGGUUAUCGUCACUGUAAUCCUGGAGAAUUCAGCUGUGCUGAUGGAAGAUGUCUCUUAAAUUCUCAGUGGCAAUGUGAUGGAGAUUUUGAUUGUCCAGAUCAUUCUGAUGAAGAGCCACUUAACAUAAAAUGCAGAAGUGCAGAACAGUCAUGCAACAGUUCCUUUUUUAUGUGCAAAAAUGGCAAGUGUAUCCCACAAGGAGAUGUUUGUGAUACUAAACAGGAUUGUGGUGAUGGAUCUGAUGAGAGAAAUUGCCGCAUUAAUGAAUGUUUGAGCAAAAAAGUCAGUGGCUGUUCUCAAGAUUGUCAGGAUCUUCCAGUUGGGUACAAGUGUAAAUGUUGGCCUGGCUUCCAUUUGAAGGAUGAUGGCAGAACAUGUGUAGACAUUGAUGAAUGUGCAUCUGGCUUUCCAUGCAGCCAACAGUGCAUCAAUACAUAUGGAACCUACAAAUGCCUAUGUGCAGACGGUUAUGAAAUGCAACUUACUAACCAACAUAGCUGCAAAUCUCUCUCAGAUGAAGACCCAUUUUUAAUUCUGGCUGACCACCAUGAAAUAAGAAAAAUAACAAUCGAUGGAUCAAACUAUACUUCAAUUAAACAGGUCCAAGCGGAAGCCUAUCAGAGUGCCAAGCUCCAGAUGUACACGCAGCUGAGAUUGCAGGACUUUGGCAAGUGGCCCCAAAAGCAGUUGGUGGACAACUUUGCCAGCUAG
Messenger RNA from Anolis sagrei ordinatus, 1077 nucleotides. The record is from RefSeq and is a predicted model, not a curated record. Lineage: Eukaryota; Metazoa; Chordata; Lepidosauria; Squamata; Anolidae.